AUGGCAAUCGGCACCAGUUUUGUCAUCACCAAAAAGGGUUUGAUGCAAGCCUCGGAGAGACAUGGUUUCGAGGGCGAAGGAUUCUCAUAUCUGAAAAGUCCCGUGUGGUGGGGAGGUGUUAUUACAUUGGCAUUGGGUGAAAUCGCAAAUUUCGCCGCAUAUGCGUUCGCUCCCGCGAUUCUUGUGACGCCGCUGGGUGCGCUGAGCGUCUUGAUCGGCGCCGUUUUGGGAUCAUACUUCCUGCACGAGCGACUAGGGACACUGGGCAAGCUGGGUUGCGCCAUGUGCCUGCUGGGAUCGGUCGUCAUCGUCCUUCAUGCGCCCCCGGAUAAGCCCGUUGAUAGAAUUGACGAGAUUCUGGCCUACGCCUUGCAGCCCGGUUUCCUUCUCUACUGCGUCGUGGUAUCCGUUUUCUCGACCGUUAUGAUCUAUCGUGUUGCGCCCGCGCACGGGAAGAAGAACCCCCUCAUCUACAUUUCGAUCUGCUCCACCGUCGGCUCCGUCUCCGUCAUGUCCGUCAAGGCCUUCGGCAUCGCGGUCAAGCUCACACUGGGCGGCAACAACCAAUUCACCCACGCCUCGACCUACGUCUUUAUGAUCGUGACCGGCUUCUGUAUCCUGACGCAGAUGAACUACUUCAACAAGGCCCUGAACCAGUUCUCUACCACGAUCGUGAACCCGCUGUACUAUGUCACUUUCACCACCGCCACGCUGUGUGCCUCCUUCAUCCUCUUCAAGGGCUUCAACACCACCGAAGCCGUGAACACGAUCUCGUUGCUCUGUGGCUUCUUGAUCAUCUUCUCGGGCGUCUACCUGUUGAACCUCUCGCGGUACGAUCCUGACGGACACCAGCUGGUCAACCCCAAGAUGGAGGACGACGGAGUGCCGACGGACGGCAUCGCCGGCUACCAAACCCGGCGCUCGAUGCAGACCCGCCGCAGCACUGACGGGCGGAAUUCGGCCACCUACAUGAAUGGACAUGGGGACCGGGAAGGUCUGAUGCAUGCCUAUGACGUCGAAAACCAGGCAUUCGGCAUGUCUGACUUGACCGAGGAGAGCGAUGGCGAACCAGGCCCGACAUAUAAGCGGGAUGGGGAAGUUACACACACGUCGCAUCCACCAGAUAAACAUGAUGAGCGAUAG
Aspergillus candidus is the source of this 1143-nucleotide messenger RNA. Its product is annotated as DUF803 domain membrane protein. Gene Ontology annotation, molecular function: magnesium ion transmembrane transporter activity. The record is from RefSeq and is a predicted model, not a curated record. The transcript has 7 exons. Bases 1 to 1143 code for a protein of 380 amino acids. Gene Ontology annotation, cellular component: membrane. NCBI's taxonomy places the organism in Eukaryota, Fungi, Ascomycota, Eurotiomycetes, Eurotiales, Aspergillaceae. Gene Ontology annotation, biological process: magnesium ion transport.